AUUGUGCUGCGAUUGAAGCUUGGCCCAACGAACUCAGAGAACAACAAAGAUGGAAUCCGAAAAAGCAGUCUCGUCGUCACUCGACCCACUUGGACAGAUCAGCAAAGCGUCGAGCCAACUGAGCAGCCAACUGGCGGAGCUUCUGAGCAGCCAAACGAGCGAGCUAGUAGUCGACGGGGGGUCGAGAUCUACGGGAGGAGGGAUAUCGUUACUGGAGCUGAAGAACCAUCUCUUGACGAGCUAUCUGCACAACCUCACCAACCUCUUGAUCAUCCGACUCUCGCAAACCAGCCAUCCCUCGACCCUCGCAUUCGAGAAAAAGGAACUCGGAGAAUGGUCGAGCUCGAUCGUCCAGCAAUUGGUCUGGUUGCGUCUCGUCUUCGAACGCCUCAGACCCCUCGAAGCUCGCUUGAAAUACCAGAUCGAUAAGUUGCUCAAGACCGUCCUCGAACUCGACCAACAUUCUUUCUCGAAUACUGCUGCUGAGAUCGACCACGUCAUGAAUGAUCCGUUAUCGUUCAAGCCUAAUCCGGCCGCACUCGAAGCACCAACUGAUACACAACAGGAUCGGGAAGGAGCUCAGGAGGAGAGUACGUCAGGGGCGUAUGAACAACAGAAAGAAGAUCGAAGAUCGAAGGAAGUGUACCGCCCACCACGAGUAGCGCCGGUAGCGUAUCCGGAAGCUCCCACGAAGACGAAGCGGAUUGCGCCCGCGCCGGUAGCCCUACGGGAGCAUGUAUCAUUAGCGACGAUGGCGCCGCUACCGGAGUCGACGACCGGUCUUUCGAACACGGCCGCCAAGUCCUCCAACCGGGCCAAAGCGUUGGCCCGGAUGAACGAAUACGAGGAAGCUAACAUGACCCGACUGUUUAGCACGAAGAAAGACGCCAAGAGACGCAGGAACGACGAGGCUGCCGUCGCCCUCGGUAUCGAAACUUCCGCCGCUAGUAAAAAUCAUAAACGCAAACUCGGCGCUCUCGAGGGCGAAUUCGAUGGCGUCUUGUCGGAAAUCUCGAGGAAAUCUGAUCGCUAUUCUGAUCAUCUUGGCUCAUCCUCUAAACCUCAUAAUAAAAAUAAAAACUCUGAUCAUCAGUUUGGCUCCAAUCGUAAUAACAAUAAUCAAAAGUUUAAGAGGAAAGGCGCAUUCGAUAAAGCUCUUAAGAAGAUUUCUAAAUGAUUUGUUUUUUGGAUGUGAAUUUGUCUCUGCCUUCUUCUCUUCUUUCUUUCUUUUUGUUUGG
This is a messenger RNA of Puccinia graminis f. sp. tritici CRL 75-36-700-3, 1238 nucleotides long. RefSeq lists its product as uncharacterized. Bases 50 to 1177 code for a protein of 375 amino acids. NCBI's taxonomy places the organism in Eukaryota, Fungi, Basidiomycota, Pucciniomycetes, Pucciniales, Pucciniaceae. The transcript is spliced from 2 exons. Gene Ontology annotation, biological process: maturation of SSU-rRNA from tricistronic rRNA transcript (SSU-rRNA, 5.8S rRNA, LSU-rRNA). Gene Ontology annotation, cellular component: small-subunit processome; nucleolus. The record is from RefSeq and is a predicted model, not a curated record.